AUGAUGGCCUCCAAGAUGAUUCAGAUGGCCUUCCGCACGAACAAGACGGCGAUUCUCUCCAAUAUUCAGAAGUCUGCCCGGUUCUCCACCUCGAGACAGCUUCUGAAUGCCACCGAGGCUGCUCUUCCAUCCCAAGGCCUAGGCACCUUUCGAGGAGGUGUCUUUGGAUUCCUUGCUGGCUCGACUCUUGCUGGCGCCUCCGUUUACUACUACAUCCUGAAAGAAUUCCGCCUAUCCAACGAGACCCUGAAGGGAGACAUUUACGUACGUUACUGCAUUUGA
Trichophyton benhamiae CBS 112371 is the source of this 282-nucleotide messenger RNA. RefSeq lists its product as uncharacterized. The coding region runs from base 1 to 282 and encodes 93 amino acids. Lineage: Eukaryota; Fungi; Ascomycota; Eurotiomycetes; Onygenales; Arthrodermataceae. The transcript is spliced from 2 exons. The record is from RefSeq and is a predicted model, not a curated record.